This is a messenger RNA of Anolis carolinensis (green anole), 3701 nucleotides long. RefSeq lists its product as uncharacterized. Gene Ontology annotation, molecular function: protein binding. The transcript has 13 exons. The record is from RefSeq and is a predicted model, not a curated record. The coding region runs from base 1053 to 3434 and encodes 793 amino acids. NCBI's taxonomy places the organism in Eukaryota, Metazoa, Chordata, Lepidosauria, Squamata, Anolidae.
GGCAGGAUGCUGGGAGUUGUGGUCCAGAAGGGAACCUUCCCAAGAAUCUAUGCCCUUGGCACACGCUCAGAGGCACACUGGGUCACAUCUGACAUCCCACAGAGGGUUCCAUACGAAAGCUGGUGACAUUCAGGGAGUCGUGGUCCAAGGAGGGACGUGCAACUGCAAGGGAAAGCAAGGACCAGCCCUUUGGCCCAUCUCAAUCCGGAUCCUUUGCAAAAAAAAGGUCCCUUGCCAGCCAGCGUGGACAGUGUCUGAAAAGAUCCCCCUUUGCCAUCUUUUUUGAACCCCAAGAGCUCUCCCCCCCUCCCCCACAUACACACUUGAAGCCUACGUCAUGGGAUGAACACAGUCGGUUGCUCUUUCUCAAGUCGUAUUCAACGCAUGUGAUGAAGCGCUCCUCGAGCUGGCUUUCCUUCCUAGGUCAACGGGACAGCGCUCUGCACUUGCACAGAGGCUCUCCCGCCGGCUCUUUGACAUUUCUGCCUCCCUGCGUUGCUAGGCGACGUGGGAAAGUGUUCCGCCAAUGAAGCAAGGAAACCAGCCCAGCGUCCCAUGGUCGCUAGGCAACCCCGCCUGGGGAACGUUCCACGGUUGCUAGGCAACCAAGGGAGCUGUGUAGGGAAAGCGGAUGGAGGAGAGAGAAUGCAAGGCUGUCCCCAAGUGAGUUUGCAACUCAGAUCUUCCGGACUUGGGGCAGGAGAGAGCCCUGGUUCCCAACUGCCGUUGGGCCCCACGGCAAUGCUAUGGGGCCCUGGCAACGGGAGUGCUGGGCUUUGCAGGUUUGCAGCUCCCUAGGGGGCCCUGAUGCUGAGCCAAGGAAGGCCUUGGGAGCCUUUGGAGGCCUUUUCUUGCUGUGCCUUGCCUCCAGCCAAAAGGGAAAGGGGGUGCCUAAGAAUACUAAGAAUAGCCCUAAUCAUCAUGUAUCUCCAGAAUAAAGGCCAUGCUGUAUUUUCAUAUAAUAUUCUUAUAUUACAAUAAAUUUUAACACCGUAAAAGGUCUUCCUUGAAGUUUGGACUGAAACCCGGAGUGGACCUCCCCAGCGGCCACCAUGGAAGCCGCUCCAAGGGGCCCAAGGCACGUUGUACGUUCCUCCUCCGGUGCAAGGCCAAAGCGGUCGGGAUGCUGGGCCAAGGACCAUUGCGACUUCCUCUUGGACGCCAUCGAUGCCCAGCUCUGCCACUUGCAAGCUCAAGGAUCCCCCGUGGAAAUCAACCGCAGCCAUGGGGCUGCUCAGGGAACGGUGGUUGUCUGCCAUCCAACUGACAGCGCUGUCUCUGCAGUGGAAGACUCUCCGUCGGAGGAAGGGGCCCAGGAAGAGGCUCAUGGCCUCGACUUGGAAGGCGACCAGAGUGGGUUGGACUCCGUCUGCACCGAAGAACUGGCUGCCGUGUUUCAGGCCGGGAUGGUUGAUCCGCGGCUGAAUUCUGAGAGCGAGGGAGAUGAGGAUGCCAUUCCACGACAUCCAAGCACCAAAGACUGGGGCCAGGCUGCCUGGAGUCCCUUCUCCAAAGAGCCUCCGCCCUGGCAUAGAACGGGGAGCCUGUCGUCUCUCAGAGACAAGAUUUCCUCGCUUAGCCAGACGGACACCGACGAGGCCGCCGUGGAGGCUUUGCGGCACCACCCGCCAUGGAGAAAGGGCCACCAGCCCUUGGAUUCGGGAGAAUGGGGUAGUUUGGCUGCAAACGAUGCAGGAAAGGCCUCGUGGUGGAGAAAAAACAGCUCCGAGGCCUUGUCGGAGUGGGUUCGGGCCCAGAGCAAAAAUCCGAGCAGGCCGCUCCUCGUGGGGGAUUUGGACCCUCUGGAAAUGGAUGCUUUACCGACCACGAAUGGUGACGUUUCCGCAAGGGUGGCGCAACCCCAUUCCCUCGAAACGGGGCAUGCUCAUUGUCUAGCUGCCCACUCGGGGUCUCAGAAUGGGCCUUGGGCACCUUUGGGGGGUGGGGGCCGAGGGGGAUUGCUCCCACCUGGGCGGUGUUCUCCUUCGGAAAGCGAGAAGCCAGUGUUCUUGAGGAGGAAAUGCAACACGGGCAGAACGGACCUUGCUGGGCCACCCUGGACGUCUUUAGUCUUUGCCGGCAGUGGGCACGAUGUGGGCGCCCUCUGCCCAGAAGGAUGCAGGGAAGCUCCGGCCCCAGUGAAGGCUGCCAGUGUGGACCUUGGGGGACGUGGGGAGCAACCUGGGCUGAGCAAGGCACAGAGGCAAUGCCCCGAUCGCCAGCUUCACCAAACCAGAGGGUGGGCCGUGCAGUUGCCGCUGAGGACAGCCUAUGGGAUGAUGCUGCACAAAGAGGUGUCCCAAUUGGCAUCGGAGAAAGAAGCCUUGGAGGACCGCAUUCAGCAGCUGGAGGCCCAGCUCUCCUCCCUGAAGCUCCAGCUGAGGAACUCCAACGUUGAGUUGGCCACCCUGAAGGAGAUGGCUGGCAAGACCAAGCAGAUCCAGGAGGCCGUCUUGUUGGAAAGGGAGGAGGAGCUGUGGCGACUGCAAGAGACUGUGGAGGCCUUGGGGGUCGAAAGCGAGGCCCGGAGUCGGGCGGUGGCGAGGCUGGCAGAGGAGAAGGUGGGCCAGCUGGCGGCCCUGCGGCAAGAGGCCCAGCGGGAGAAGGAGGAAGAGCUGCUCCGGCUGCAGGAAGAGCUGCGGCGGGAGAAGCAACAGGCGCUGCAGGAGUUGGCAGAGAAGAUGGAGCAGGCCAGCGCCAGGGCCCUUUGGGAGCAAGCGGCCCGUUUCCGAUUGGAUGCCAAGGACCUCCGCAAGGCCAUUGCAGAACGAGAGGCUCGGCUUUUCUGCCAAGAGGAUGCCCACCGGCAGAAGGCAAAGGCUUUGAAGCAGGAGGCCCAGGAAAUGGUGCAGAAGGCCCUCCUUAGGGAGCGGGAGAGGUGGGAGGCCGAUGCCAGGGCCGCUCUCUGGGCUUUGCGGGAGCAGAAUCAGAAGGCGCUGCUCCGUCUCCGGGAGGCCUUGGAGGAAGAGCGGAGGGCCACGCGGGCUCUGUGGGAAAGGGCGGGCGGCCUCUGUGCCCUCAGCGCCCCAGGCAGUGACCGGGCAGACCCUCUCGUGCCAAGGCCACCGUGGCCCCUCGAGGGGCACCCGACUUGGAAGGCGCAGAUGGCCCUGGAGUUCAAGGAGGAGCUCAAGGCCGAGAUGGAGAGGCGCCGGUCCAAGGACAAACCCAUGGCGUCUCGCAAGGAGAGGGAGAGGCCCCCGGUCUCAGCGGGGAAUGCCUUCCACUCCCCGUGGCUCAGUGACGCGUUGUCAAGCCCGUGGCCCUUUGCUGCCUCCGAUCUGCUGGGCCGCUUGCAGAGCUGCAUCCGAGAGCGGCGGGCGGUGAAGGCGGCUUACUGUUGUGCCAACCGGGAGACACUCGGCGGCUUCCAUGACGAUCGAGACAAGAGCCGUGCCAGCCAGGGACCCUCGGCUGGGGACCCUUCCUCGUAGGGAUCCAAUGGAGGAGGGGUGGGAAGCAGGCGCCCCGACUAUGCGUGCCAGCGCUCCACGCCCGCCAGAUCUGACACCGUGGUGCCACUUUAGCCGUGAAUUUGGCCCCGCGGCACUUCUGGACCCAUUGCCCUUCCACGUUGCCUUUGUAUCCUUGCUGCCACUUUUCGCUCUUGCGUUUCAUGUUCAUCUUAUUUUUUUAAAACAAGUGCUUUGGAAGUGGAGUCUUUUUCUCUGUCACUUUCUGAAAUAAAUGACGUAAGAAAA